Fomitopsis serialis is the source of this 411-nucleotide messenger RNA. RefSeq lists its product as uncharacterized. Lineage: Eukaryota; Fungi; Basidiomycota; Agaricomycetes; Polyporales; Fomitopsidaceae. The transcript has 2 exons. The coding region runs from base 1 to 411 and encodes 136 amino acids. The record is from RefSeq and is a predicted model, not a curated record.
AUGAAUGACGAUCUCGAUCCACAGUCCUCCUCGGAUUCCGACGACUCGCCUCCGCCCGCCGCUGCGAAUGAGCGUGGCAUCGAGCGCACCAUCUCAGCAGGCUCGUCCAGGGGAUUCUUCUCGCAGUUCACUGGCGAGAGUCUUGGCGCGCACUUUGGCGGAGGCUCCUCCAAACGUCGUGGCGGGCUGACAUUUGGCGGCAGCUCGCGCGACACGAAGACCAGGAGGCGCGAGGACUCCUUCGGCACAGGGCUUGGUAGGAGGGGUGGACCUUCGCUCCCAUGGGAUCAGAGGGAGCAGGGUUCUUCCCUGAGGCAGAAGGAUGAACUUGUUGACACACAGGUGGUGGAGACUCUCCGUACUCAAAUCGGCGAUCCAUUUGAUGAUAGGGUACUCCAGUCAUUCAAGUGA